Amyelois transitella is the source of this 1814-nucleotide messenger RNA. It is a transcript of the gene Aatf, whose product is annotated as protein AATF. The transcript has 2 exons. Bases 75 to 1802 code for a protein of 575 amino acids. Gene Ontology annotation, cellular component: nucleolus; nucleus. The record is from RefSeq and is a predicted model, not a curated record. Gene Ontology annotation, biological process: regulation of transcription by RNA polymerase II. Lineage: Eukaryota; Metazoa; Arthropoda; Insecta; Lepidoptera; Pyralidae.
GUCACUCCAGUCUUCAUUUCUUACGCACGUUGUAAUUGUUUGGUUAUUUUUGUGAGUUCCAGAUUAUCAAUAAAAUGAAGUUUAAACAGAAGAAAUCUUCGAAAAUAACUUUAUCAGAGAAGAUAGCCGACGCUUUAACAGUUAAACCCCGAGCUGAUAUAGAAGACGACCAAGUAUUUGGAACCAAACCACAUACCCUUUCACGUGCCGAUUUUAGCUCAUCAGAAAGCGAGGAUGCAGCAGUUAUUAGUGAUUUUAGGAAAAGAAAUGUAAAUUUAUUGAGUGAAAUUAGCAAGAAGUAUGAGGGUACAGUUGUAUCCAAGAAAGAUUUUUACAAUCAAAGUGAUGAAAGCGGUAGUGAAAAUUCUGAUGAUUUUCGCCAGAAUGACACAUUGCAGACCGAUUCAGAGGAUGUGCAGUCAGAAAAUGAAAAACAGACGAGUGGCAAAUUGGGCAAACUUAAAAUUCAACAUGAUUUGGACUCUGAAGAUGUUGAUUCAGAUAGUGAUGCUGAAAGCGAAGAUUAUAGCAUAACCAAGUUUCAGAAAUCCCAAAGGGGAACUUCUGAUGAAGAUUCAGAUCAAGGUGAUGAAGAGUCUGGUGAAGAUGAUGAAGAGUCUGGUGAAGGUGAUGAAGAAGGCUACGACAUUAGUCAGUUGGAUAAGCCCAUGAAAGAGGAAUUUGAACAUGUGAAGAAAAAGAAUGUUUCUGAGGAAGUCAAGAAAGGGAAAUGUGUGCGCAAUGAGCUUUUGAUAUGGGAAAGUUUGUUAGAGAUGAGAAUCCACUUGCAGAGAUGUGUGAACACCGCUAAUCAGAUGCCAAUGCCCGACACAUUCAUUGAAAUGAAGAAAACUGAAAGCUUUAUUGAAGAGAAUAAAACAACCACAAAUAAUGUUGCUAAUAUGCUAGAUAAAUUUUUAACUCUACAGAACUUGUUAUUAAAAAACUUCCCAGAAACAAAAUCACUUGUAUCAAAAAAAGAUUCUGAAUCAAACCAAGCAACAAAACAAGAUAGUGAUGAGGAAAUUCCUAGUGACACAGAUAAUGAAGAAAUACCAUCAGACACAGAACCUGAAGAUGAUGCUCCUGAAGAAGAAGCUCCUAAAAAAGAAAUUAAAGCUAAAUCUAGUAUGGCUAAGAAAAGAAAAUUAGAAGAUUACGAAAAAGAAUUAUCAACAUCACACAAAUCGUUUAAAACAUUUAGAGACACAACAAUACAGAAGUGGAAUGACAAAACAAGGUUAGCUACUGCAGCCAAUAUUAAAAAUGCACCAACGAACACAAUAUUACAGCAAAUAUCGUACAUACUAUCUGACAGAGAAAAACUUAUUAGGAGAACUCAGUUGAAGAGAUCCGAGUAUGAUAUAAUUGGAUAUGAGAAACCUAAAGACAAUGAGAAUAAAGAUGAAAAUGGAGUGGAAGUGAAUCCUGUCACAAGGGGCCGAAAAGACGAUGAUGAAUAUAUUCCUGAAAUAUUUGAUGAUAGUGAUUUCUACCAUCAGUUGCUUCGGGAAUUAAUUGAGUGUAAAUCUGCUGAUAUAUCAGAUCCGGUUCAGUUAAGUAGGCAAUGGAUAGCUCUGCAACAGAUGAGGAGUAAGAUGAAAAGGAAAGUUGAUAUGAAGGCGAGUAAAGGCCGCAAAAUAAAGUAUGUUGUUCAUAAUCCGCUGGUGAAUUUUAUGGCAUCAGAGAAAAGUACCACGUGGAAUGAAGAGAGCACUAAUGAAUUGUAUAGCUCACUGUUUGGGAAGAUGUUCGAGCAUAACAAUGUAGGAUUCAAUGGCAAUGGCUUUAAUAUAAAAUAGGUUUAAAAAGUU